AUAUUCAUCAAAUUAUAGAUGUCUCAUAUCACUUAAUACAUAUUUAGCAUAUAUGUGAACAACAAAGCUAUAAAAGAGUGAAGAUUUUGAACAAAUUGAAAAAAAUGUCUGGAAAGUGGAGUUAUUUCGCGUUUUAUUACACUUUGUUUUAUUACUUUAUUCCUAUUUUUUGUUCCCUUACUGCUCCAUCAACAAGUUCUCUGCCGAUGACAGAUUCAUCUAAUAAUAUAGAAUUACAGUUCCGUCAUGGGCCCAUUGAAGCUGCAAAAGAGCCAUUGAUCUUUGAUAUCCAUGACACCAUUCGUAUAAACUGUGGGGUAAAGGGAUUUCCAAAGCCUACUGUGCUUUUCUACAAGGGAGAUAAACUAUUACGUGAACCAAAGCCAGAGGACCUUAAUCCUUCUCGUGUUCGUAUUGAGCGUACAACUCUUCGCAUCUUUCCUGCUUAUAUUGAGGAUUCUGGGACUUAUCGUUGUUUCGCUGAAAAUGGGUUUUCCAACAUAUCUCUGAUGUUCCAAGUUAAUGUAGUAGAAGAUGACAAUACAGAUAACAGCAGUCCUGUUACAGAGCUGACACCCUUAACAGAAUCAGCUUACCCAGGACAAGGACUAAAACCAUAUUGGACGAAAAUAGACCGAAUGCAGAAGAGACUUCAUGCUGAACCGGCAGGAAACACUGUGAGGUUUCGUUGUCCAGUGGAUGGGAAUCCUGUACCGAGAGUGGAUUGGUUUAAAGAUGGAAAAAUUAUUAAGAAAGAUAGUAGAAUUGGAGGUGUCAAGUAUCGUAACAAUGGACAAAUGAUAAUAUUGGAAACAGUUGUUCCACCUGAUCAAGGCAUGUACAUGUGUAAAGCCAGCAAUAAAUAUGGAUCUAUUAAUCAUACUUAUGAAUUGGAUGUGCAAGAGCGUGCAGCUAGUCGACCUAUUCUCAAGUAUGGUCUGCCGGCAAAUAAAACUGUAAAAAUUGGAUCUGAUGUUGAAUUCAAGUGUAGAGUGUAUAGUGACCCCCAUCCCCAUGUCAAAUGGGUGAGAUACGUACCGAUCGGCAGCGGGGCUAACGCAUCUGAAAAAGUUGUCAUUUUAAAGGCUGCUGGUUCAAACACAACCAGUCGCGAUAUGGAGGUGUUGCAGCUCAAAAAUGUAACAUUUGCUGAUGUCGGCGAGUAUACUUGCCUUGCUGGUAACUCUAUUGGAAUUUCUUAUCAGAGUGCUUGGCUCCAAGUGCUACCAGAGCCACCACCAACAGAACCUACAGCUCUUUCUCAAGAGAUGAAUUUGAUAAUUUAUGGAAUAUGUGGAGUGCUUGGUCUUCUGGUCGUUUCUGGAAUCAUAUUGUUCUUCUAUUACAACUAUUAUAGUGGGAAAGAUCCACCCAUGCUAUUUCGGAUCGAAAACGCUGAUAAUUUACCCCCAAUGACGAAGAUUGAAGUCCCAACAAUGAUGUACGGCAAUGAACAGGCAUGGAGGCGCAUGUGUUUGCCAAUGCAAGAACAAUUUGACUUCAACAUUCAACCAGACCUGCAGUGGGAACUUCGCAUAGAGGAUAUCACAUUAACAGAACGACUUGAUGAAGGAUUCUUCGGUCAAGUAUUCAAAGCUGAUCUUGCAACAUCAUCUACUGGUCAUAACAGUUCAAUGGUUUGUGCCGUAAAAAUGCUGAAAGCUUCUCGAACAGAAAAAGAUGUUUACGAUCUCCUCACUGAAAUGGAUCAGAUGAAACGAAUUGGAAAACACAAAAAUAUAAUUAAUUUAUUGGGUGUUUGUACACAGAAUGGGCCGCUAAUGCUUGUAAUUGAAUAUGCUGCUGAAGGAAAUUUAAGAGAAUUUUUGAGACGCAACCGACCCCAAAAUAUGGCUUUCAAUUUGGUGUUACCAACGGACUUGAACAAUCCACAACCAGAUCAAUAUCCACCACAAGAUAGACUUUUAUCACAGAAGGAUCUUGUCUCAUUCGCACUUCAAGUUUCACGGGGAAUGGACUAUUUGGCACAGAAAAAGUGUAUUCAUCGAGAUUUGGCUGCAAGAAAUGUUCUAGUUACUGAUGAACGAAUGAUGAAGAUUGCUGAUUUUGGACUUGCCAGAGAUAUUAGAACGUGCGAUUAUUACAGAAAACAUACUCGAGGUCACUUGCCCUACAAAUGGAUGGCACUUGAGGCAAUGGCUGACAAUGUUUUCACACAUGCUACAGAUGUUUGGUCAUUUGGAGUUUUACUUUGGGAAAUAUUUUCUCUUGCUGGAACUCCAUAUCCUGGUAUCAAGACAGGGGAAUUGGUCAAAUUCCUUCGAUCUGGAGAAAGAUUAGAAAAUCCGCAGUUUGCUACAUCUGAAAUGUAUAUGUUGAUGAGAGAUUGUUGGGAAGAAGAUCCAAGAAGAAGACCAAUAUUCAGAAGUCUUGUUGAAGAUUUAGAAAGAAUGCUUGCAGAAGCUUCUAAUGAUGAAUACAUAAAUUCAGCGACUGCUGAUUACAUGGAUAGUAGUGAAUCGGAUGAAGAAAGUGAAGAAGGUGACGAUGAUGUGGAAGACGACGAUGUAUUUGUACAAACAGAAAAUUCUGAUUCUGUUUCUGAUGGAAAUAUCCCAUUCAAUGAUGAACAUGAUCCCUUCAAUGGUGACCCAUAUUCUACUCCAUUACUUGGACACACCGUUGAGGAAAACAUAAUGCAUAAUCAUCAUGCGAGACUUCAGUCAGAUGUAUGAUUUUUCUGUAAAUCAAUUUAUGUUUUAUUUUGUAUAUGAAAAGAAUUCUAAACAAAGAGUGUUACUGCCUUUCCUAUCCUAUUCAACAAAUUUAAUUGCAUCAGUAUGGACUGCACAAAUAAGGGAUAUCGUACGAUGAACUGAAUUUUAUCAAAUUGAUGAAAACUUUCAAUAAAAUGAAACCUAUACCUAUACAAUUUCUAGUUUUUUUAGAGUAAUAUACAUCCUUUGAUGAAAUGCGCGCUAAAUUUUUACAUAAGAUAAAUCAUGGUAAUUUUCUGUUAUUUCUUGAUAUUGACCACUAUUUCAAGGACCGUGGAAAUCGAAUCUAAUUCAUAACACAUGCAUCGAUAGUUUCAACUUACUCGUGUAAAUUGGAUUAAACGAGUUGAUUGAAUCAGUAGAAACAAAAGUGUUGCAAAUAUAGUUGUAGUUUGCAUCAGAAUUUGUUAAUAUAUUGAGAUAGUUGCAACAUGUUAUCAACCUUUUUUUAUAAAAAUAUUUUUCUUGAUUCUAGUAAUGGUGGAUUGAUUACUCCUGAUUUGUGCCCUCCAUGAAUUUAUUUUCUUUAGCCUACAAUUAAACAAGCGUGCUCUUAUUUCUGUGUACCAUUACGUGUGCUGAGUUUGGUAUUACUUAUACAUAUUCAUACCUCGUUUUUAUAUUUUAUUUUCCUGAUUGUUACAAUUAGAUCUAGUACAUCAUGGUAAUCUUCUGGAAAACUUUUCAGGCAUUAUUUUAUUUAACCCUGUUGGUCAGUCGAGCAUUAUCAAAUCUCAUACUAGUUACUGAUCAAGUUUCAAAGUAUGUUAUUGACCCAAUUUUAAUUAAAGACAGAAGUGUUUUUGGUGUCAGUAGGUUCACCUUCAGAACUGUGCUGAAAGGAAUAGUUCACAAACAAUAUUGAAUGAAAUGAAAGAUUGACUGACUAUUCAUGAAUCAAAUUUUUUUCUUUGCCGGAUGACCGAUCCAUGAGAUGAUCUAUGAGUUCUACUUUUACACAAUAAUUAUGUUCUUUCUGAAACAGUGUCAUAUAUUUCUUAUUUCUUGUACUUUCAUUACUGUAUGGUUAUUGUUGCUGAAUUUCUGUAACUAUUUCACAUGCAUUAUGUUUUUAUCUUUUACUGAUAAGUGCUGCGUUUCUGCCUUACAAUUAUUAAGUGACAAUUUUCUAUCUGCCAUGUUAGUUACUUAUGGUGAAAAAGUGAUUUCCGUUCUCUGCCAAAUAUGAAUUCCAUCAAUACAUCUAAUUAAAAAAUAUAAUCUUAUACUACGUAUAUUUGACAGCAUAAAAACUUGGUGACAAAUUUGAGCUGCUUUUUGAGAUAAUUUAAAAACAAGUUGAAUAAUAAAUGACAUCUCAUCAAACAGAUAAUUUUAUUGAGCAGGAAACAAUUUUAGAUACUUAAUGGGCUGAUAUUCAAAAUCAUAUUUAUUCCUGUGGAUAAAGUCCUGUUUUUAUACCUAAAUUGAACGACAUUUGCUAUUAUAUUAAUAUUCACAGACAUUGGAAUUCUGAAGGGUGGCGAAGUAAUGUUAUAUUAUCCGUUGCUGCUGGUUAUAUUACUACUAUUCUUUAUCUGUUAUAUUUUGCUACUUUACUGAUUUUUAAUUUUUUCCUUUCUAUCUACCGCAUGUGUCAAAAUUAUGAACAGUUACAAUUUAUUUGAUAAUUUUUUUUUCUUGUGUGCUACCAAUGAUUUUAUUUUUCUGAUGAUAAAGUGUUUGCCAGAAACUAAUCUCUAUCUUACUAUCUAGGUUGCUUGAAGUCUAUUUGUCAUAAAUUGGUCUUUCUUGGUGAUAGGGCUUAUGGUUUACAUUUGCUAUUCUGGCCAUUUUUAAAUUGCAAAUCACUGUCAGGAGGUGCUCUGAUUUUAUAUCAUUGAUACGAAAAUUAGAAUUUUGACAUUGUUUUUAAAAUUGAAUAAAAUUGCCCUACAAGUUUCAGACUUGAGAAAUUUUAUGUCCAAACCAUUCAAAAUUAAUUAUUUAAUGGUUAAGUAUGUUUUCCUAUGAGGAGAAGCAUAGCUUUAAACCAAUGAUCAAUAUGAGCUUGUUUUGCAGUGUGAUGUAUUAUAUUUGCACAAUUGAAGUGGAAACGAUCAUGA
Styela clava is the source of this 4804-nucleotide messenger RNA. Lineage: Eukaryota; Metazoa; Chordata; Ascidiacea; Stolidobranchia; Styelidae. The record is from RefSeq and is a predicted model, not a curated record.